This is a messenger RNA of Eucalyptus grandis, 8924 nucleotides long. Its product is annotated as methyl-CpG-binding domain-containing protein 9. The coding region runs from base 2355 to 8351 and encodes 1998 amino acids. The transcript is spliced from 10 exons. The record is from RefSeq and is a predicted model, not a curated record. Gene Ontology annotation, molecular function: DNA binding; protein binding. Gene Ontology annotation, cellular component: nucleus. NCBI's taxonomy places the organism in Eukaryota, Viridiplantae, Streptophyta, Magnoliopsida, Myrtales, Myrtaceae.
UUCAUGGGCAUUUGGCUGACAUGGCUCGUUCAAAAGUUUGUUUUUUAAAGCAUUUUAUGGUGUCCUCUAAGCUCAUUUAAGUUGGCAAAGGCUGUUUGAUAGAUUCCUAUUGGCUCGCCGAGUUUAGGUGUCUGUUAUGCUCGCGGAUACUUUGGUUUUUCUUCGUGGCCGAUCUCUGUCGAAGUAAUUUUUAGCUCGUAAUAUGGAGCAGAGGCGUUAUGGGGAGUCUUGUGAUAAUUUUGAGUCACAUAUAUUGCAUGCUAAAGCAGACGAUAAAGUACUCCUUGAUUGUAUUACUAGCUAUUAGAAGUUUGAAGAAGGGUAUCGGGUUUUUGGCCUUUUGGAUAUGCUCACUCGAUAGGAGCCUUCUGUGGUUCACCAAAAAACUGUUUCCCGGUUGUAACCUGUCACAACAUCGUGCAUUUUGCCGUAUUUCCCAUAUAAAAAACGGAAGCUUUCCAAAUUUAACGAUCAGUGAGGGAGAUUUACUCUACUCUGGUUUAAUCUAAGGCCCACCACCUCCUGGAGGAUUAGAUCCUCGGGGAGUCGUAGAAACUUCCACUUCGAUAUUAGCUGUUUGAUGGAGGUUGAGCUGGCGGUUGCUUUCCAGGAUAUGCUUGUAUAUAUGGUUAUAGGGAACCUAACAACAACUAGAUCUUUUUCUUCAAGUUUCUAUUUUUGAGCCUUUGGCCAAAUUCUGGCUUGGGAUAUUAUUGUCCAUCUAGCAUGCAACGUUGGUAUGAUGCAUUUUCAUAGACCAUUUAACGGUGAAUGCUUGAUACUCACUACUACCAGUGUGUUUUAACUGGUUAAACCUGUGAUGCUCCAACAUCUGAUUUUUGUUGCUUGUGUGAUGGAUGCUCGUGGUUUUGUUGUUUGCGCUUGAUAUUCACAAAUGGAGGACAUCGCUGGGAUCAAAUGCAAAUUUGAUUAAGUUGUCAGUAGCUUCUUCUCAUGCUACAGGGCAUAACUUUUAAUAUGAUUGCCACCCAUACUACAUGGCAGUAAUGGUUUACACCCCAAUUUCCUUGUAGUAUCAUGUAACAGUCUCAUUCUGUUUUAACACACAGAGGCUAGUUAGAUUUUUCUCUGUGCCCCUUAACCAACGUACGAUUUUUAUCUAAGCAAUUAUCUCUGAUAGUUUCUUGAGUUAAGGAGUGCUUAUGGGUCUGUACUAGGAGGUUGAGACAUCACAAUAGUUUAAUUGUCACUGGUCUCGACAGCCAAGACUAUUUAUAAAGCAUAAGAAUUGGAAGAAUGCCAUUCUUAACCACCUAUUCAACCUGCACAUUUUAGGUGCACUGAUAUAGCAACCCAGGCUUUUCUCCUUGGACAACCUUGCAUUAUUGCGCUACAAGCCUCUGUCUGGCCAUUUUUCACUUGAGCCAUAUGCCCUUCUCAGUCCCAACAUCUUGAGGCCAUGGUUUCAUUUUGUAGUUGUAUUGGUGACGAGGGACAUGUACUUAAGCGUUCCUCUUCUGGCUCGACUUACAUAUUAUCCAUGCUAAAAAAUUCUGGAAUAUCACACCUCAUCAGAUCCUGUUCUUCUUUAUUAUAACUGCAAGGAAAUCUUUGUUCAUCUCAUCAAUCUGAAUUUUCGAUGUAAUAUAACGGAGUUAAUAAUGGCUUUCUGCUCAUCAAAGCAGACUCAUUAGACAAUUCCAUCAUAUCUGAAGCUAGUAAAUAAACUGUAGGAAGUGUUAUAACUUCUACUUCUUAUGUAACUCCUGGAUCUCACUGGUUGUUGUACAAGAGAUUAUAGGUGUGAGAAAUGCUGUAAAAAUUGUUCUUUUUAAAAGAAAGUGACGAUACUUCAGCAAUGCCAAAAUCCUACCUGUCUUAUCACUUCAUCCUGCUGGUAGGGAAUGACUGAUAGGUCUGCAAAACAGUGUCUACUCUAUGGCCGUGAUUCUUGGAAACUUGGUUUAACUGUCCCAAUCUGUAACAAUUUGCUGCUGCAGAAUUGCUGCGUCAGCAUGCAUUAAGCAUUAGGUUUGGAAAUUGAGUAGAAGUGUUUUGGGUGAGGAGGGUGAAAGCGGGCUAUAUGGAAAAUAGCAAAUUGCGUUUGGUGGUUAUAUCCAUUAUUCUAGCUGUUCGAACUGAUAUGUAAGUGAGGUUAAUGCAGCUAGUGAGGGAUUUGCACUUCGCUGCAGGAGGUGUUCUUAUCUUCAGGCACUUACAUAAUUUGAAAGCGCACCUUGGGUGAUAAUUCUUCUGGUGGGAAUCCAUUUGGUGCUCCGGUUAGAUGUUCAAGUUAUGCACAUGCUGGAAAUGGAUGUCACUUUGAAAAUGCUGCUGGUGUUGUGACUGAGACUUUGGGUGCUGGUGUUAGAGAUAUUGAGCAUCAUCCACUAAUGCAGUGUGGAAACUUUGAAGUCGAUUUGGGUUUUCCAGUCAUACAUUUAAAGAGCAGUAAUAAUACAGUGAUAAGACUAUCAUCUGGGAAUCCUAAGGAGUUCCUUUUGCAGACUCUUAGGGAAUAUAUUUCUCAAUGGCAUGGUGUACUUGAUGAUGGUUGGUACGUGGAGUUCAAAGAAUCCUUUAAUGGCUGUGGAACAUAUGUCUGGUACUGUGCUCCAGGUGGGCUAAAAUUUGAUACAAUGUCUGAAGUUGCUUCUUAUCUUGGUUUGACGUCAAACCACAAACUUGUAGAGCCCAAAUUAAAUAGUGAGGGAUCUACAGUGCUGGAGAGAUUUCAUCUACCUAGGAAAAGGAAGUCAUCUAAGUCUGUAAUUAAUGGUUUUGCCGAAAGUAGGGGAUACCUUACACAUGCUCAUCAUAAGGAAUUCAUAUCUGACAGUCAAACUAUGGAAGUGGUAUCUAGUAAUGGGAAUACUCUUAAAGCCGCAGAAGCAAGAUCUGAGGAAAAUUUUGGAUCUGAAUAUCAGCAAUACAAAGAUGGGCUACCAGUGCAAUUUGAGGAUUUCUUUGUUCUCCAUUUGGGGUCAGUUGACUUGAGACCUUUGUAUCAUGAGCAGGAGAGAAUCUUGCCUGUAGGUUACAGGUCCUGCUGGCAUGAUAAGAUUACUGGUUCGAUCAUGUUUUGUGAGGUGUUGGAUGGUGGCGACUCUGGACCUCUAUUCAAGAUCAGAAGGUGUUCUUGCUCUGUAGUGCCGAUUCCAAAUGGAUCAACUAUUCUCUUUAGGCGAGUCCUUCCACAAUAUGCUGGGCCAGAUGCCAAAGUGACUGAUGAUGUUAUAUACUCUAGUAUGGACUCUGAUGAUGAUGGUAUCAUUCAGGCGAUCCUCACCAACCCAGUGCCUCCUGUAGAAAAUGAACUUUCAGCUUGCCUUUGUAGUGGCAGAAAUGAAGUUUCUGAUGUGAGAGAAAACUCUAGGCAAGCUGAUCCAAGUACUGCUCUUGUCCGUUAUGCAACUGUCAAUCACGAGGACUGCCUUCGAGAUGAAAUUGGUGAAAUUGUGGUUGAAGAGCGUUCAUCUUCCUUAGCUUGGAAAAGAUUGUCUCAAAAAUUUGUUGAUGCCUUAUCUGACAUCCGUAGCAGGAAAAGCUCUUACAAGCUGUCUUGCAAGCAUGUAAAAAAUGAGACAAUCUCAUCUUACUGGGAUAUGGUGGAUGAAAAGUGUGUUCCUUCUCCAUUGCAGAGAUUUUCCAGUUCACCACUCUCUGCAGGCUUCUCAUUGUACAACAGUGAUUCUGAUAUUUCAACUGAUGCCUUGCUAAAAUGGUUGGGCCAGGAUAGAUUUGGAUUGGAUGCAGAAUUUGUGCAAGAAACUAUAGAAAAGCUUCCAGGCAUCGAAGGUUGUUCUAGGUAUGUACUUUUGAGUAGUAGAAAUAACCAUUCAAGGUCGCUGACUAUUGGAAAUGGAAACCUUAUUGUUAAAAGAAAAGGAGUAGAGAUCAAAGAAGGAGCAUUUAAUGGUCUAUUUGGUGAAUUGAGAAAAGGUACGGUGGAUGUAGAUGAUCGGUGUAGCCCACCUUCUGGGACAGAGCCCUGCUCCAGGCUAUCACCUACGAUCACUGGAGAUUGUUACCAGGUAUGGGAAGUAUUGUGGCGUUUCCAUGAUAUUCUGGAUUUAAAAGAGCCUCCCACUCUGAAGAAGCUUGAGGAUGAACUUAUCAACCCAUGGGUAGAUGCUAGCAAGCUUGCAGUGAAUUUUGGUCAGGGAUUGCAAGGAUGCCAAGUCUUGGAUUUGCAUCCAAGUGAUCAUAGGGGUGAUGAAACACCCUCAGGAAUUGCACCUGGUUCCCAGCUUUGUGGGGAACAUCUGUGUAAAUUUAGGACAAUGGAAACAGGGGCAAAGGAGGAAUCAUCUUACACUAAAAGCCCAUGUAUUUCAUUCAAUACCUGUUGCGGUAUGGCUUUGACAAAGGUGCAUAGCUUGCUGCUUGGAGUUCUAAUAGGUGAGCUACAGUUGAAGGUUGCUGCACUUGUGGAUCCAAAUUUUGAGACUGGUGAAUUAAAAUCCAGAAGGGGAAGGAAAAAAGAUAUGGAAAGCUCUCUUCCUGCAAAAAGAGCUAAACUCAGUAUGCUGCCUAUCAAUGAACUGACUUGGCCUGAACUAGCACGGAGGUAUAUUUUGGCUAUCAUAACCAUGGAUGGUAAUUCUGACUCUGCUGAUGUUACUAGUCGUGAAAGUGGGAAAGUUUUUCGCUGCUUACAAGGUGAUGGUGGCGUGCUUUGUGGCUCAUUGACUGGUGUUGCUGGGAUGGAAGCGGAUGCUCUUUUGCUUGCAGAGGCUUCAAAGCAAAUUCUUGGUUCUAUGACCAAAGAAAAUGAGUUUCUCACCCUGGAAGUGGAAGAAUCAGCUGUACCUGAUGCUGUUGAAAAGAAUUUUGUUGGUGAUGAUAAUCUUCCAGACUGGGCCCAGGCCCUGGUGCCUGUGAAAAAGUUACCAACAAAUGUUGGGACCAGAAUUAGGAAGUGUGUGCAUGAUGCUUUGGCUAAAGAUCCGCCAGACUGGGCAAAGAAAAUAUUGGAACAUUCAAUUAGCAAGGAAGUCUAUAAGGGCAAUGCAUCAGGACCAACAAAGAAAGCUGUUAUUUCUGUGCUAGCAGACGUAUCUGGUGAAGCAUCACAACCAAAACCUGAAAAGAAAAGUAAAAGGAGGACUGUUGUUUCUGUUUCUGAUGUAAUCAUGAAGAAAUGUCGUGUUGUCUUACGUCAAGCUGCUGCAGCCGAUGAUGGGAGAGUUUUUUGCAAUUUGUUGGGAAGAAAAAUAAUGAAUAAUAGUGACAAAGAUGAGGAGGGACUUCUUGGAUCUCCAGCCAUGGUGUCUCGACCACUGGAUUUUAGGACCAUUGAUUUGAGAUUGGCAUUUAAUGCUUAUGGUGGUUCACAGGAAGCAUUUGUCGAGGAUGUUCGAGAGUUGUGGAAUAAUGUGAGGAUUGCCUUUGGGGAUCAGACUGAUGUGGUUGAGCUAGCUGACAAAUUAUCUCAAAAUUUUGAGUCGUUAUAUGAAGAGGAGGUUGUCACUCUUGUUGAUAAACUUCGGGUGUAUGCAAAAUCGGAAUCCUUGAGUGCAGAAAUAAAGAAGGAAGUGGAUGAUGUUCUUGCCUCUCUAAGUGAGCUUCCUAAGGCCCCAUGGGAGGAAGGAGUCUGUAAAGUUUGUGGUAUUGAUAAAGAUGAUGAUAGUGUUUUGCUAUGUGACACAUGUGAUGCUGAGUACCACACCUAUUGCUUGAAUCCUCCACUUGCAAGAAUUCCUGAAGGAAACUGGUAUUGCCCUUCUUGUGUUGUUGGUAGACGCUUAGUUCAAGAUGUGUCUCAGCAGAAUUAUGUCAUCCGUAAGCGCCGAGCUAAAAGAUUUCAAGAAGUUACCCGUGACUACUUGGAGGCACUCUCUCAUUUAGCAUCUAGAAUGGAAGAAAAGGAGUACUGGGAUUAUACUGUUGAUGAGAGGACCUUCCUGCUCAGAUUCUUAUGUGACGAGUUGCUUAGCUCAGCUCUUGUUCGACAACACCUCGAGCAGUGUGCAGAAAUAUCGGCUGAGCUGCAGCAGAAGCUGCGAAUGCUUAUUGCGGAGUGGAAGAACCUGAAGCUAAAGGAAGACUACCUGAUGGCAAGAGCUGCAAAAGCUGAUGGUGCCACUAACACAUGUGGAGAAGUUUUGGGGAAGCGUGGUUUAGACCCUGCACAAUCAAACAACACUAGACGUAUCAUCCAUCAGCUAAGUGACAGAUCCAAGAAUCUUAAUAUUCUCCCUGAACUGCGAUUCUUGGAGGCUGGUCAUGAAAAAUGUGGGCUUAAUGGUUUUGACCACUCAUCUAUCAAUAUGGCAGAGAAGAAUGGUCUCUACAAGGAUAAGGCAAGUAAUCCUGCUAAUGACGAGUGUGAACCGGAAGACAAUGGUGUUGCCAAUGGCGACAGAAAACUGCUUGGCAACACUCUAUCCUCAAGGGCUUCUCAAACCGAUGAUAGUACUCUGAAAUCACGUGACUCGCCUACAUCAGAUCCUUUUCCAGAAGAAGUCAAUGACCCUGAAAGAAAAAAUUUUGAGCAAGAAUGCUGCCUUCAUUCUGAUUCAAGAAGCUUCCCUCGUACUCAGAACCUUGAUGAUCUGAAUGAGUCAACCCACCAGGUCGAACUGACUUCUGUGAAAAAUGAGCUUUCAGCACUGCAGGAUUCAAUUGGCAACUUAGAGUCACAGCUUCUCAAGCAUUCAUUACGCAGGGAGUUUUUGGGUAGUGACUCUGCUGGGCGAUUGUACUGGGCUGCAGCAACACCUGGCAGUCGGCCGCGGAUUGUUGUUGAUGGUACUUUAGUAUCUGGGAAAAGAAGGAAAAUUUUAAAUUCUAUGGUCCCGAGCAGUACUUGGGGUUCUGCUCCCACUGCAGAAUCAGCUCUAGAGGGGUCAAAAGCUUGCUGUCCCUUCAUGCACAAAUCAGAUGGAGCAGCCGCUGCAAAUCAAUCAUGGGUUUUUUAUCAAACUGAUGAUGAAGUUGAACAGCUUGCUGGAUGGUUGAAGGGUAGUGACUCGGGAGAAAAGGCUCUGAAAAAUGCCAUUUUGCACUGGUGGAAGUUUAAAUUGCAGGAUGUUGGCCAUAUUUCUGAUGGAAGUGAAACAACUUCUGAAGGGUGCUUGAAUGGUGAAAACUUGGUAACUUCUGUUUGUGUUGCUACAAAGGCUUCCUCUUUUUUGGAAAGAAAGUAUGGUCCUUGUACGGAAUUGGAAAAUAUAGGUACUUUGAAAAAGCGAGCAAAAAAGGCAAGAGCACCCAGUGAAGAAAAAAUGUACCGGUGUGAAUGUUUAGAGCUUAUUUGGUCAUCUCGAUAUCAUUGUCUCUUCUGCCACAAGACUCUUCUCACUGAGGAUGAACUGGAGGAGCACAAUGACGGCAGGUGCAGUUCAGAAUUUUCAGGGCAUGAGAAGGGUAAAGAAAAUGCAGACUUAUCCAAAAAGAAAGGAAAUCUCAAGUCUGAUCCUGCUCGUAUAGAAAGAACAGGUGAAAAGGAUGUGUAUGAUAAAAGUCAACACCUCCAUUUAUGCUCAAAUUUGAUCACAUUUCAGAAUGAAGGUUUCGUGUGCCCAUAUGACAUUGAUGAGAUAAGUUCUAAGUUUGUCACAAAAGAUUCGAACAAGGAUUUGGUACAGCAAAUUGGUCUUAUCGGAUCUAAUGGGACUCCAUUACUUGUGCCAUCAAGGCCUCCUUACCUUGAUGACUCUGAUCCAAUUCUUUUAUCUAGUGGUGAUGCUAGUGUCCCAAAUGAGGAUGACAAGGAAGUAGGAGUGACUGCUGUUCGGGAAGAUAGAAGUAUAUGCAACACCAACACAUCUGAAUGUUAUAAUAUCAGACCUGGAGGUGAGAAUAUUGGCACACAAAGGGAUGCUAAAUCAAGCUUGGCCUGUUCAGAGGGGAAGGAGAGAAAAUAUACCCUACAUAAGCGCGCUAUGGCAACAGGGCUUAGUCAGCGCUGUGUGGUGCCACAGUCAUCCUUGAGACCCUUACCUGGCAGGGUCUCUCCAAUUUUGAGACAGUUGAAGAUUAAUUUACUUGACAUGGAUGCUGCUCUAGAAGGAGAAUAUUUGAAACCAUCAAAAGCACAUCUGGAAGGGAGGUGGGCCUGGCGUUCGUUUGUUAAAUCUGCACAGACUAUUUAUGAGAUGGUUCAGGCGACAUUUGUCUUCGAGGACAUGAUUCAGACAAAGUAUUUAAGAAAGGAGUGGUGGUAUUGGUCAUCCCUCUCUGCUGCAGUUAAAACCUCCACCUUGUCUUCCCUUGCCCUGCGUAUUUAUUCCCUGGACUCUGCAAUUUUAUAUGAAAAUAUAUUGCCCGACCUGGACUCAACUGAUAUUGUGGUAGACAAGGCCAUAGCUUCCACUUCGGAUCCGACCGAGAAACCCAAGCCCAGCAGAAAGUCAAGCAGGAAAAGGAAGGAGCCCGAGGGCUGACGGAGCACGGAUCUAUGUGUAGAUUUUUUUUCCAAGACAAACCUGACCCCAGCAUUGAGCUUAUACAAAAGUAAUUCAAGAGGCUACUUUGAGAAGGGAAGAGAAGCCCCGAGUAAGGCGGUUUAUUGCACACAUUUCGGCUUCUUGAUGGGCAAUUCAUGCUGACCGCAAUGAUGUAGGCUAGGAAGAGGUUGCUGCUGCUUCUGAUUGGUAUAUGUGUACAUAGCGCCAGCUCUGAUUGGCAUUUCUGUAUAUAGGUAUAAGGCUGACAUCUUUGGCCGUCGGGAUCGAGGUUAAGAGAGGAGUCCGGCGGUUUAUUAAGCCUGGCGUACUAAUGCUAUCGACAGAUCAGUGGGUUAACCAAGGGGUGUACACAUUUGUUUUUUGGACCGGAUUUUGCUGCAGAUUUUGGGCUUGCUCGGGAUGUUGGAAUCAAUCGAGGAAUUUGUCUUGCGGGGCACAACUUCCAGAUUUCGUUAGCAGGAAGAUUACUGUAAAAAGUUGAACAAGUCAAAAAGAAAAAAAAAAUGUUGAUAAUGAUGCAGCUUAGCGAUAGACAAUUUUCAUUCUUUA